AUGAAAUUCCUGUUUGAGACACAGAAAAAGGAACUUCGGUAUUUACGCGACAUGCUGCAGUCAGUGGACACUAGAUCGGCUCAGUCAUCAGACCCACCGGCGACGGCGACAAACGACAAGAAUCAUAAGGCGACUGCUGACCUGCACGAUACUGACUUGAAAACUGGAAAUCGGUUGAAUGCGGAUCUGAACGACGACACCGUGGGCGGUGCCGAGGUUUCGGCGACCUCGCCCAAUGCUGAUGGCGUUCAGAUAAGUGAUGAUGUUGGAGAUGACUAUUAUGUGCAUUCGGGGGAAGCCCCGACGAACUACUACAGAUCCUUUGUGAAACGGCGUCCAGGAGAUCCACGGCUUGGUGCGAUGUGGACGCAGCGCCGCAACGGCUAA
Paraphaeosphaeria sporulosa is the source of this 387-nucleotide messenger RNA. RefSeq lists its product as uncharacterized. The transcript has a single exon. The record is from RefSeq and is a predicted model, not a curated record. NCBI's taxonomy places the organism in Eukaryota, Fungi, Ascomycota, Dothideomycetes, Pleosporales, Didymosphaeriaceae. Bases 1 to 387 code for a protein of 128 amino acids.